Molecule: messenger RNA, 2375 nt
Organism: Dufourea novaeangliae
Lineage: Eukaryota; Metazoa; Arthropoda; Insecta; Hymenoptera; Halictidae
Product: myb-like protein D
Exons: 4
Coding region: 73-2073 (666 amino acids)
Source: RefSeq, a predicted model, not a curated record
CGAUAAUGUAUCGUGUCGUGUCCCUGGUUAUUUGAGUGUUUUCACGCGUGAAACAGCUCCGCGGGUUGCAAAAUGACUGAAGGUGGUACUACAAGGAUGAAGCGCAAUGGUGCUCGUCUCUUCAAAAAUCCUCCUCAACCUCACAUGUGUAUACAAGACUUUUUACAGGGUACUGCUGUCCCGUGUUACGUAAAUGUUUUAUCUUGGGAAAAGAUUGCAAUGCCUUUGAAGCCAUCUCAGCCUGUACCUCUUUACGGAGGCAUGAGGGUGAGGCCACCACGUACAAAAGCAGAAGCUAUUGUAUUCGCAGUAAUGGCUAAUCCAGAAGUCCUUCGAAUUAAUGGCAAAAAUGCUCAGGAUCCAAAGAAGCGUUGCAGUUUAAUUGAGCUUUUACUAGACUUUGUGGAAACAGUGAACGCGGGUGUGGUUUUCACGCGACAGUAUACAAUAUUAAAGGAUCGGGAUAUUACCGGUGAGCUAAAAGAAGUUUGGAACGCGGUGCAAGCCAGACGAGACAUAGAACAACCUCCCCCGCAACAAGAAACGUGGAUCGACGCGCAACCACCAGUUCCACAGUAUCCUCAAUAUCAAGAUCAUCAGCAGCAAGAUUAUACUUCGCAACCACCGCAGUAUCAUCCAAGUGUAGGAUAUGGUAGGGCAAUAAGUAAACCAGGUAUGCAUUAUGUAAACUAUGGUCAUCAGUCUAAGACUCCAGUAAUUCCUCAAAACGAUCAGAUGUACCAGUCCGGGCAAAUAGUGCCGCAACAAUAUCAUGGGAAUGUUCCUCGGAUUGCGCAAGAUCGUUAUAAUUAUAGAGAACGUGGUAGGGAGAAUAUAGUACAGAACAUUCCCCAACAAAACUGCCCUGCGUAUCCAGCUCCACAGUAUCAGUUCCAGCAGCUACCUAGACAGAUGUUACCUCAGUAUGUAAACUCGAAUGUAAAUCCGAACACUGGUCUUAAUUACGGUCCAAACACAAACGCGAACGUGAAUCCGAAUAUGAACACAAAUUUAGCGGAGUCUCUUCUACAGUACAUGAAUUACCAGCAACGGAAGGAUAACACAAUGCACAUUGAUAUACGUUGGAUGCAACCUCAACAGCAACAGAUACAUAAGAACCACAUGCAACCGGUUCCUCAGUACGAACCGACAGUACCGUUUAACGUUCAAACGACCUCGUCGAUUAAUGUUGUAAGAUUAGCUAAACCGCAUAUGGGUGUAGCGCAGAAGAACAACGCCAGCAAGAGACGAGUGAAUUCCCCCGCUCAUUCCAAACAAUCUUCCUGUACAAAUUGCCAAAACAAGGAUACUUCCGACAACAGCACAAAACCGAAGAGUCCCGUGAGGGUGUUACAACGAGAAUUACCAUUGAACGAUAGACAAGACAAUAUUAACAAUCACACGUUCACGGACAACAAUAAACUAUCCGCGGAUAAGAAUUCCAUCGAAGAGACGAAGAAUAUCCAAGUGACGGAUUUGGACGAGGACGUCAAGAGGAACAACGAUUCCGAUAACGACGGGUUGGAGUUGUCUAGGAAACGAAACGAUACUCACGUUGUAGACUCGAUCGCGACGACGACCGGACGGGAAGCGGCGCCGAACUCCAACAAAGAUGUCGCUCCUUCGGAGGAGAAAGUGCAUGAGACGAAGAACACAGAUGUUCCAAAUGGCCAGAACUCGUCCGAGCAAAAGUAUUCCAAGUCAAUCAUCGGGACGAAAGGAAACAAACAUAAAGAAAAUACCGAGAGCAACAGAACGAUUCGUGUUAGGUUUCCUUCCGACCAGAAGAACGACAGUCCGAAACGUUCUCAGACAACGGUGAACAGCAUUAUCAAGAGCGUUCUUAAGAUCCACCCGGGGAUGUCCAGCGAUGAGUCAUCGGGUAAACGGAAAUCGAACGGGCAGGCGAAAAGUAACGCAAAGACGAACGGCGAAAACGAAGAAACGCAGCAGGGAUAUACGAUAUUAAAGAAAUCAGAGACCGCCACUCACGAAGAGGUGGUGGCCGAGUUAGCUCAGAUAUCUAUUCAAGACUGCAAGGACGUGCCCGAGGUUAGUCCUGUGCUCUCGUGAUAACCUAGCAUAUAGCUGGUACAAUGUAUCGGCUCACGGUUACGGAGCAGUGAAUCCCAUGUAAAUAGAUAGAACGUUUAACCAAUAAAAACAAAGUCAGGAAGAAGCAGACGCUAAGACAGGGACUCUCGUGCAUCCGAGAAAAACAGUCGUAUCGAAACAACAGGACGUGUUUUUUUUUUUUUUUUUUUUUUUUGCUAAUCGCCGUUCAUUUUACCGACGAAUCCAUUCGUCUUCCUCCGCAUAAUUUUAUCAGAACGAAUCAUAGUGACAGUUACACGGACAACAAAGCUGAGCAAAUC